Molecule: messenger RNA, 567 nt
Organism: Labrus bergylta (ballan wrasse)
Lineage: Eukaryota; Metazoa; Chordata; Actinopteri; Labriformes; Labridae
Product: ictacalcin
Cellular component (GO): cytoplasm
Molecular function (GO): transition metal ion binding; calcium ion binding; calcium-dependent protein binding
Source: RefSeq, a predicted model, not a curated record
CAAGGGUGGGGUAUAAAGCAUCCUAAGCAUCCAUGUCUGCAUCAGUACGGCUCCUCCAAGACCCACUUUCACUUUCUCGUCUCCUUGAGUCUCUGCAAGUCAGCUUUGAGUCAAAUAUCAUCAUGUCUGAAAUCCAGACUGCCAUGGCCCUCCUCAUCAGCAAUUUUGAAAAAUACGCUGGCAGGGAGGGGGAUAAACACACCCUGAACAAGGCAGAGCUGAAAGAGCUGCUUCAGAAUGAACUCGGAGAGAUGCUGGGGAAAGCCACUGACAAAGCAGCAGUGGACCGCAUCUUCAACGAGCUGGACUCGAACAAGGACAACAGUGUGGACUUUGAAGAGUUUGGCAAAAUGAUCUGCUGCCUCACUGUGAUGUGCCACGAGUACUUCAUUGGCAAAAAAUAGGGGUCCAAGCGCCACCUUGGGGCCAUCAUACAGAGCUGCCUUCCUGUUAACACAGCUGUUCCAAGGAAGGAAGAAGAAUAUUCGCUAUUAACUUAAAUACCAAAAAUUCACAAAAAUGCUUGUCGUUACGAUUUAUGACAAAAUAAACUUUUUUUGACUUGUU